This is a messenger RNA of Triplophysa rosa, 2059 nucleotides long. It is a transcript of the gene paplnb, whose product is annotated as papilin b, proteoglycan-like sulfated glycoprotein. The transcript is spliced from 14 exons. Gene Ontology annotation, biological process: extracellular matrix organization. Lineage: Eukaryota; Metazoa; Chordata; Actinopteri; Cypriniformes; Nemacheilidae. The record is from RefSeq and is a predicted model, not a curated record. Gene Ontology annotation, molecular function: serine-type endopeptidase inhibitor activity; metalloendopeptidase activity. Bases 32 to 1708 code for a protein of 558 amino acids. Gene Ontology annotation, cellular component: extracellular matrix.
UGAACUUAGAAUUUUCAACACUGGGAAGAAGAUGAUGAUCCUCUCUCUUCUCUGGAUGUUCUGCUUAAUUUCUGGAGCUUUCAGUAUUGGGCAUCCAACCAAUGAUUACUGGAGAGAGUAUGGGCCGUAUGGAGCCUGCAGCCGCACCUGUGGCACAGGAGUAGCUGUGAGAACCAGGAUCUGUAACACCAUGAGGACGGAUGGUGGGCACAAUUGUGUGGGGCCAUCCAAGUCCUAUAAACUCUGUAACACACAGGAAUGCGCUGAUGGGUCUAGAGAUUUCCGUGAACAACAGUGUUCUCUGUUUGACCAAACGGAAUUCCAGGGGAAAAGUUACACCUGGCGGCCAUAUCAUGGAGGUUCGAACCCAUGUGAGCUCGUGUGUGUGCCCAGCGGUGAGAACUUCUACUACCGGCACCAAGCAGCCGUGGUGGAUGGCACACCAUGUUACACAGGCCGCAGAGACGUCUGUGUGGAGGGUGUCUGCAGAGCGGUGAGCCGUGGAAAGAUUGUGGAUUUGGAGGAUCGCUCUUUUCCUGUCACUUCCAGACAUGACACUGAGGAAGUAAACCACAUAAUAGGCACCUACAGGUACACAUAUGAACCCUAUUCAGAGUGCUCGGUUCACUGUGGUCAGGGCAUACAAACCCGUACAGUCCAAUGUAUUAAUGAAAGAACAUCAGUUGUGGUCGAUGACUCCCACUGCAUGGCACAAGGCCACAGGAGACUGACUUCCCAGCAGGCCUGCAACCAGCGUCCCUGUGUCGAGUACAGUGUCGGCCCAUUUGGUGACUGUUCGGUGACAUGCGGCAAGGGACAGCAGACUCGAGAGGUCUUCUGCAUCAGGGACAGAGGGCGGCGCAUCCCUGAGCACCACUGCAGUAGCCUUACACGCCCACAUGACAUCACAUCCUGUCAGAGACCAGCGUGCCAACAAGUUUUCAGAUACUACACCAAUGACUUCAGCCUGUGCACUCGUAGCUGUGGAACUGGUACUCGGGAACGCAGAGUUGUGUGCAUGGAUCUGGACCACAAUCAAUACGCAGAAGAAAGAUGCGCUUCUCUUAGGAAACCUCACACUGUGGAGAACUGCAACACACAGACCUGCCCCAGUGCACAGAUGGUGCCCAGUGUCCAGAACCCAAAUGGCUACGAGAAUACCUUGCGCGGACUUGUGCCUCAUACCCAUGAUGCUCCCUUAGUUUACAGACCAAGUGAUCCGUACCCUGCAGUGAUUGGCCCAUAUUGUGCCCAGUCAUAUUUCGGCUGCUGCCCUAAUGGCCACACCGCUGCCUCUGGGCCUCUAGGAGAAGGCUGUGCUAAAAAAGACUGUAAUAGGACCAGAUAUGGCUGUUGUCUGGAUGGUGUUACUGCUGCCCAAGGUUUUAAAAGAGCAGGAUGUCCUGAGUUCAAUAGGGAUUAUAGUUCAGACCGUGUCCACUCCACUAGUGUGUGCGGUUUGGCACGAGAUGAUGGGCCUUGUUAUGAAUGGACAUCUCGUUUCUUCUUUGAUCGUUCUUCUGACUCCUGCUCACAUUUCUGGUAUGGCGGUUGCCAUGGGAAUGGCAAUAACUUUGUCUCCAAGGAGGAAUGUGAGAGGACAUGCAAGGGUGCUGUCAGAGUUCUUGCCCCAAGGGAGCCAACAUCCAGGAAAGGGAUCAAACCGAUCAAAGUUUAUAAAAUGAGAUCACGUGCACAUAAGUUUUAAAAAAGAUGUGUCAUUAAAACACAGAAACAGUCAAGCAAAUUUAAUUCACAUGCAUAUACAAAGCUGAUUACUACACAUACACAAUUUAAGGUGCACUCAGUAAUAAAUAUUUUUGAUGGAUGAUUUACUCAUAUAGGGCAAAGUAUAUAAUAACUGAGAGGCUAGUGAGAUAUUAUAGUAUUUGGCUUGGCUUGUGAUAUUAAAAUGUCAGCCUCAGACCCCAUGAGCCAACCGGCUUUACGCAGAAUAAAACAUCUGUUUUUAAGGGAUUGAUAGACUGCAGUUUGUCUAAUGUGAGUGAACACCAUAUUUACUGAGGGUAUAUUUAAGCUUUUUGCUGUUGUUUGAGAA